UUCAUUCUUUUAAGCAUUUAAAUCUAGUGGUUACUGAACGAUUUUAUGCUUCGGUUGCUUAUAUGAAACUGUCGCUGUUUCCGUUUAGUGUGAAAUACGCUAGCAUAGCAUUUAGCAAUAUAGAGGACAAGGCGUUCAACGGGACUUCCGUUUUACCUCCCACCCCAGUGUGACAGGCUGACAGUCAGCGCCUGUGUAAGUGGAUACGAUUGUAUGUAUGAAGCUGGAGUAAGUCGCCUACACAGUUAGUUUGUAAACUGAACCAAACGAAUGAGACAGUACAUUUUGGUAAUCAGCGACCAUGGAUUACAAUGUUGCAUUGCUGGCACAAACGUUGGGGAUUGCGUUUUAGUUUCCAAGAUUUAAAAGAUAGUGAUCUCAAUGUAUAAUUAUUUUAGGCUAUGUUUUAGUAUUGUCAGGACACGAGAAACUAAGCCGAAUGUAUUUCAAACAUACAAGAGUUCUUGAAUGGGUGUAUAAAUCUGAGAAUUGAGGGUUUCGAACCUGAGAGGCUGUAUUCGGGUGAGAACUUCUGAGCACCCUGUGGACUGUAAACGUUGCUGCUGAAGACUGUGUCUCUGGGGGGUCAUGCCACCAGCCCACCACUUCUGCACCCAGCCUGGCUUCCUCCGUGCACGCUUUGCCCUCGUCCAAGUCUAACAGGUCCCUGCACAGGCAGUCAACAUUGCGGAGAUGUCUGAGAACGGUGGCAGUGGGCAGCUGAUCGUGAAGGCCCGCUUCAACUUCAAGCAGAACAACGAGGAUGAGCUUUCCUUCAGCAAGGGCGACCUGAUCUGCGUCUCCCGGCAGGAGGAUGGGGGCUGGUGGGAAGGCACCGUUGGCGGCCGCACCGGCUGGUUCCCUAGCAACUAUGUCCGAGAGGUCAAGCCCUCUGAGAAACCCAUGUCUCCCAGAGGUCUGAAAGGGUUUGAGCUGCCCCAGCUGACAAAGAACUACUACGGCGUGGUGGUCCAGGACAUUCUGGAGUUUGAGCGAGAGUUUGUGAAGGAGCUGCAGACCCUGCUGAGCUGCUACCUGCGCCCCCUGCAGGCCAGCGACAGGUUAUCCAGUGCAGACAGCACUAGCCUGAUGGGGAACCUGGAGGACAUCCUGACGUUUCAGCAGGGCCUCUGCGUGGCUUUAGAAGAGUGUGCCAAAAUGUCGGAGGGCCAGCAGCGUCUGGGCGGCUGUUACCUAAACCUGCUGUGUCAGAUCCGGGUGCUAUACCUGUCCUACUGCUCCAGCCAUCCCUCUGCAGUGUGUGUGCUUACUGACCACGGGGAGGAGCUGGACAAGUUCUUGGACAGCCAAGGCUCCGGCACCCCGGGGGUCCUGACCCUGACCAGCAGCCUCAGCAAGCCCUUCCUGCGGCUGGACAAGUACCCCACACUGCUCCAGGAGCUGGAGAGACACGUGGAGGAAGCCCACCCAGACUAUAGCGACAUUCUGAAAGCCACAACGUCAUUUAAGACCCUGGGGAUUCAGUGCCAGGAAGUACGUAGGCGUAAGAACCUGGAGCUGCAGAUCGUGUCGGAGCCAGUGCGGGGCUGGGAAGGAGAGAGCAUCAAGUCUCUGGGUCACGUGACCUACAUGUCCCAGGUGCACACGCAGAGUGCAGCCAGUGAGGAUAAAGAGGAGCGCUACUUCCUGCUGUUUCCCAGCGUCCUGCUCAUGCUCUCAGCCAGUCCUCGCAUGAGUGGAUUCAUCUACCAGGGAAGGUUACCUCUGGCAGGGAUGACUGUGAGCAAGCAGGUGGAGGAUGCGGACAACGCGCUCUUCUCCUUCGAGAUUUCAGGUAGCAUGGUCGAUCGCACCACGGUGUUCUGCAGCACCCAGCAGGAGCUCCAGGAGUGGCUGGAUCAUCUGCACCCUCUAACAAAAGGAGGCAGCCCAGGGGGCAGCAUCAGCAAGAAUGCUGAAGGCAAACAUGGGAGUGCUGCGGGCACCUCCAGCCAUCAGGGGUACGGCACCCCCGCCACGACCCGGGGACCCCUUGAGCCCCCGAAAACCAGCAAGCCCUGGUCCCUGAGCUGCCUGCGCCCCGCCCCACCCCUCAAGCCCUCUGCCGCGCUGGGCUACAAGGAGAGGAUGUCUUAUAUCCUGAAGGACUCCAGUAAAAGCCCCAGGCCAAUGAAGAAAUUCCUUCCAAAACGAAAAACGGAAAGAAAGCCAUCAGAUGACGAGGUCCUCCCGAGGAAAGCAGGUACAGCAGCCCUGGAGGAGGAUGCCCAGAUUUUGAAGGUCAUUGAAGCCUACUGCACAGGGGCCAGCAUUCAGCAGGCCAGCACUGCGGUGCGGAAGGAGGGAGCGCCGCAGGUCCUUCUGCCUGAGGAGGAGAAGAUCAUCAUGGAGGACGUGAGGAGUAACGGCCAGACGGUCAUCGAGGAAAAAAGCCUUGUGGAUGCGGUCUAUGCAUUAAAGGAUGAAGUCCAUGAGCUGAAGAAGGAGAAUAAGCGGAUGAAGCAGUACUUGGAGGAGGAGCAGAAGUCCAGGAAGGAGCUGGAGAGAGUGGUCAGGAGGUUGGCCAAACAGAAGAAUGACUCUGAAGAUGGCAGCCGCUGAAACUGUCUAUUCUUCAGGGUGUGAGUGUGUGUGCGUAGCAGGUGGAUGUCAGGACACAUCAAGGCUCUUCCAAAGAGGAAACCAGGACAAAGAAGACGUGGGAAGUGAAUGAAGAUAUUCAAGAUACUUACUGUCAGCUGUUGCCUCAAUUACAGAUUGUUCCGGUCUUAAUGAAGAAAACAACCAAAACUAUUUUGAACAGCGGCCAGUCUAUCAUGGUGAAUGUAUAGGCUAUUGUACAGUUAAAUGAACAGCAUAAAACCCUUCUAAUAGGUGGCUAAACAUUGACUUUUGAAUGCAUGUUUCUGGAAAAUGGUCUACAUUUAUAUAGCGCAUUUAUCCAAAGCGCUUUACAAUUCAUGCCUCUCAUUUACCCAUUCAUACACACACUCACACUCAACAAAGGCGAUAAACUACCAUGCAAGGUAUCAAUACAUUUAUCUGGAGAAAUUGGGGGUUGGGUGUCUUGCUCAGGGACACUUCGACAACCAGUGCAGGGUAUCAAACCACAACCUUCCAACAGCCAGACAACCACUCUUACCUCUAAUGGUAAGAGCUAAUGUUGUUUUGGUAUUUUAGUAGACAGAAGCACAUUCAGUGUUGGACACACCCUCAAUUCUGUUCAGUCUGCCUCUGUCAGGUUUACUUUAGGCUGGUGUUUCCGGUACACAAAAAAGGGGGAAAUGCACACUGUUGGCACUGUCAAAUCCAUCUCGUCACAAAGCGCCAUGUCUUUGACUUUGAAAUGGAAGAUCAUUUUGUACUUGCUCAUUUUUCAGACAUAAGGGCAUUGUGGGCAUUGUGGUUAGAUUGAAUCUAGCUUUUAAAAAGUGCUGAUAUAAAACUGUCUUUUUGUAUGAUUUUAGCAUCACAAAUGAUUUCGUCCCUGUGUGCUUGUAUAGUUCCCUUACAGUCUGCAUGUCUGCUUAGCAUUUCAUAUUCUCAGCUUAAGGGAAAUGCUUCUGAGAAAGCUUAUAAGAAAAUGGAAACCACUCAUGUUGCAUAUUUUUUGACAGUUGCCUCCUUAAAAGUCUAAAGCCUUCAGAGAUAAUAUCCUGAUAAAAAUAUACAUGCAUGUCAAUAUGUACGUAUGUAUAUCAUAUAUGCAUACUUAUAUAAAAAAUAUUGUCUUACUUUUAAGCAUCUUUUGCUUAACCUUAUAACUUUGUCCUUUGGGCAAAAAAAAAUAUAUAGCUUAUUUAAUUUUGUUUGAAAGAAAGAUAUUAAAGUUUGUAGGCGAUACUGUAUAUUUAGUGCUGGUAGCCCACUGGUGAAGGAUGUUUGUUUUAACUCAGUGUCUGUUGACAUGAGGCUGGAUUCUGCUUUGCUGUUCCAUGGCAGUGCUUCAGUCCCCAGACACAGUUGCUGUGGACAGAGACCAUUGGCGUGGACAGACACAGUUGCUGUGGACAGAGACCGUUGCCAUGGACAGAUACAGUUGCUGUGGACAGAUACAGUUGCCGUGGACAGAUACAGUUGCUGUGGACAGAUACAGUUGCCGUGGACAGAUAUAGUUGCCGUGGACAGAGACAGUUGCCGUGGACAGAGACAGUUGCCGUGGACAGAGACCGUUGCCGUGGACAGACACAGUUGCCGUGGACAGACACAGUUGCCGUGGACAGACUGUUGCCGAUGCAAAUGUUAUCAAUUUGGUAAAUUAUGCAAUAAUAUUCCCCUAGUUCUCUAACUGAUUAUUUAAGCUGGCUUCCUAAAACAAUCAAAGUAACAAGUAGAAGCAGCAGUUUUAAUGUAUCAUGCAAUGAACUACAUUUCACUGAAUGUUAACUCAGCACACAUUUUGUGCUUUAUUUAUAUUUUUAGAUUAUGCCUGAGUGCCAUCAGCUGUAUGCGUAUGUUUCUGAAAGCCUUGGGACUAGCAAUUCAAAAAGGUUGUAAUAAUGGGCUACAAUAUUUUCCAAAAUUAUUGUCUUUUUUUCAUUUGUUUUCUUCUAAAUGUUCAUUGGCCAUUUAAAGUCUUAUUUGUGAUGCAGAUGUGUGGUUUUAAAUGCCGUUUCUUCAGUAUGGAAGCUUUUCUCAUUUGUCUCAGAGGUCGAGUGGAAGAGGGGGCAUGACUAGAUCAUAAUAUUUUCUUACAGGAAAUGGUCUGAGUCUGCAGUCCAUUCCAUAUUUGUACAUUCUGAAAUUAUUCUAUGCAAGGAAAUUACAAUUAUACAUACUUUUUUCUAGCACUUGCAUGCUAUUUAUAAUUUGCUUACUGUCAGUAAGACAUUUCUUUUAAUAAAAACUAUAUAUCUAUAAA
This is a messenger RNA of Conger conger (European conger), 4822 nucleotides long. RefSeq names its product rho guanine nucleotide exchange factor 6-like. The record is from RefSeq and is a predicted model, not a curated record. The transcript has 22 exons. Lineage: Eukaryota; Metazoa; Chordata; Actinopteri; Anguilliformes; Congridae. Gene Ontology annotation, molecular function: protein binding; guanyl-nucleotide exchange factor activity. Bases 694 to 2562 code for a protein of 622 amino acids.